CUCUCGUUCAGAGGAUAACGCUUCAUUCAUUCAUAGUUCAAUUUCUCCGACCGCACUCUAUGGCUACCUGCUCUUAUCUUCUCAACCAUGUCCAGAUUAAAGGAUGGCCGUGGCCCUCGAGGAUGAGGAUAUCCAAGCAUACAAAUCCCACUGUCACUGAAAGCUUCAAGACAACCAGUAGAAGGCAUCCAAAGCAAGGGCUCCUAAUUGCACAAUGUUCCUUGUGUUUGGUCCAAGUUGGAGCUUCUCCUCCUAGCAUUGCAUUAUCACCAUUAUACUUACCUCCUUCAGGGGAGCCAUCUCAUAUUACGGAUGCAGUUUCCAGCAUUCUUGGAAUUGGUAUGCCAGACACAUCACAUACUCUCUCAAAUUUAAUGCACAAGUUGGUUCUUGCAGAUUUGGACCCUACUACAGCAAAGCUUGCUAUUGGAUUUCUAGGCCCUUUUUUCUCGCUAUUUUCUUUUCUGUUUAUCAUAAGAAUAGUCAUGUCCUGGUACCCCAAAAUUCCAGUGGGGAAGUUCCCUUAUGUUGUAGCUUAUGCCCCCACAGAGCCACUGCUCGUCCCAACCCGGAAGUUGAUACCGCCUUUAGGCGGUGUGGAUGUAACCCCUGUGGUCUGGUUUGGAUUGAUUAGCUUCCUGAAUGAGAUAUUAGUUGGUCCGCAAGGGCUGCUUGUGCUUCUCUCUCAGCAGGUUAAUACCUAACAUACGUAGCUGAACAACAUGCUGCUGAUGCAGGUAGUAGUAUAUGUAUGGUUACUCAUGUUUGACUAUGAUCCUGGACGGAUUUAAACACGUUUAGAGUUUGCAUGA
This is a messenger RNA of Prunus dulcis (almond), 812 nucleotides long. RefSeq names its product protein COFACTOR ASSEMBLY OF COMPLEX C SUBUNIT B CCB3, chloroplastic. Gene Ontology annotation, cellular component: chloroplast thylakoid membrane. The record is from RefSeq and is a predicted model, not a curated record. The transcript is spliced from 3 exons. The coding region runs from base 60 to 704 and encodes 214 amino acids. NCBI's taxonomy places the organism in Eukaryota, Viridiplantae, Streptophyta, Magnoliopsida, Rosales, Rosaceae.